GUUGGUCUGGGCUCACUGUUGGGCAGCCAGUAAGUGUGUGAAAGAGCAAUUUAGAAGGGCUGAGGGCUCUGUGUCUAGUUCAGAGCUAAAACUCCAAGGAAAACUAUUAAAUAUGACUGCUGUCCACCGCUUAGUUAUUGUCCGCCAUGGAGAGAGUGCCUGGAACCAGGAGAACCGCUUCUGCGGCUGGUUUGACGCCGACCUCAGUGAGAAGGGUGUGGAGGAGGCCAAGCGUGGAGCCCAGGCCAUUAAGGAGGCAGGCCUGAAGUUUGACGUGUGCUACACCUCAGUGCUGAAACGCGCUAUCCAGACCCUGUGGACCAUAAUGGAGAUCACUGACCAGAUGUGGCUGCCUGUGAUUCGCACCUGGCGCCUGAACGAGCGCCACUACGGAGGCCUCACUGGUCUGAACAAGGCAGAGACCGCCGAGAAGCACGGCGAGGAGCAGGUGAAGAUCUGGCGUCGAUCUUUUGACAUCCCACCUCCACCUAUGGAUAAGGACCACCCUUACCACAAAAUCAUCAGUGAGUCCCGGCGUUACAAAGACCUGAAGCCUGGUGAACUGCCUACAUGCGAGUCUCUGAAGGACACCAUUGCACGUGCCUUGCCGUUCUGGAACGAGGUUAUUGCUCCACAAAUCAAAGCAGGGAAGAAUGUUAUCAUUGCUGCCCACGGCAACAGCCUCCGUGGCAUAGUCAAGCACCUAGAGGAUAUGUCUGAUGCAGCCAUCAUGGAGCUGAACCUUCCAACAGGAAUCCCAAUCGUAUACGAACUGGAUGCAGAUCUGAAGCCGGUCAAGCCCAUGUCUUUCCUCGGUGAUGAGGAAACCGUGAAGAAGGCCAUGGAGGCUGUGGCUGCCCAGGGAAAAGCCAAGAAGUAAGCCAGCCAUGGAGGCUCCAUGAGGAAGCAGAAAAUGACUUUUCAUCCCCCAAUUCUUCCAGAUUUUCCUCAUAUUUCAUUCCAGAUUGGGGAAAUGGUUAAUGGUUCUUUGGGAGGAGGGCCAGGCCCCCACAUUUUACACAGCCACACAUCACUCAGCCCUUUUAAAUUGUGGUCAAGCUCUAUUUUUUAGGUUCACCACUCUGGCACAUCCAAUAAAUAAGUCAUGUUUGUA
Poecilia reticulata (guppy) is the source of this 1114-nucleotide messenger RNA. It is a transcript of the gene pgam2, whose product is annotated as phosphoglycerate mutase 2 (muscle). Gene Ontology annotation, biological process: glycolytic process. NCBI's taxonomy places the organism in Eukaryota, Metazoa, Chordata, Actinopteri, Cyprinodontiformes, Poeciliidae. The record is from RefSeq and is a predicted model, not a curated record. Gene Ontology annotation, molecular function: intramolecular phosphotransferase activity.